Molecule: messenger RNA, 1560 nt
Organism: Passer domesticus (house sparrow)
Lineage: Eukaryota; Metazoa; Chordata; Aves; Passeriformes; Passeridae
Gene: CLU
Product: clusterin
Exons: 9
Coding region: 59-1417 (452 amino acids)
Biological process (GO): positive regulation of proteasomal ubiquitin-dependent protein catabolic process; regulation of apoptotic process
Cellular component (GO): nucleus
Molecular function (GO): misfolded protein binding
Source: RefSeq, a predicted model, not a curated record
AUAAAGCGGCCCCGGAGCGGAACCGGAGCGGGACCGGCACCGGAGCGGGGCUGCGGCCAUGGCGCUGUCCCUGUCGCUGUCGCUGUCCCUGCUGGCGCUCCUGGCCUGGGGCGGGGCGCGGGCGCUGCUGCCCCCCGAGGAGCUCCGAGAGCUGUCGGCGGCGGGCAGCCGCGUGGUGGACGCGGAGCUGGAGCGGGCGCUGCGCGGCGUGCGCGGCAUGGAGGCGCUGCUGGAGCGCAGCGGCCGCGGGCACCGGGAGCUGCUGCGCUCCCUGCAGCAGGCGCAGCGCGGGAAGGAGGAAGCGGUGCAGCUGGCGCGGCAGAAGGAGCAGGAGCUGUCGGCGCGGGGCGAGCGCUGCAACGCCUCGGUGCUGGCGCUGUGGGAGCGCUGCAAGCCCUGCCUGCGGCAGCGCUGCCUCCGCUUCUACUCCCGCACCUGCCGCAGCGGCGCCGGGCUCGUGGGCCGCCAGCUGGAGGAAUUCCUGAACCACUCGUCUCCCAUCUCCAUCUGGGUGGACGGCGAGCGCCUGGACUCGCUGCUGGAGCGCGACGAGCGCCAGGAGCGGCAGCUGCAGGACCUGGAGGAGCGCUUCGGCCUCCUGGAGGACGGCGUCCAGGACAUCCUCCAGGACAGCUCCCAGGUCCAGGGCCGCCUCCAUCCCUUCUUCCAGGCGCCCUUCGGCGGCUUCCGCGAGGCGCUGCGGCCGCCGGUGCAGCGGCUGCGCUUCCCGCGCCGCUUCCGCCGCUUCUCCGGGGGCUUCUUCCCCUUCUUCCCGCACCGCCACGGCGGCUUCCAGCAGCUCUUCCAGCCGCUCUUCCAGAUCACCCAGCGCAUGCUGGAGGACGCCCAGGGCGGCUGGGAGAAUCUCUCCGGAGAGUUCGCGACAGAAUCCCGGAAUUUCAGCGAUGACCGGAUGGUUUGCCGGGAGAUCCGGCGGAACUCGGCCGGCUGCCUGCGGAUGCGGGAUGAGUGCGAGCAGUGCCGGGAGAUCCUGGCCCUGGACUGCGGGCAGGAGGAUCCCUCGCAGCAGGAGCUGCGGGAGCAGCUGGAGGACGCCGUGCGCGUGGCCGAGCGCUUCACGCGCCGCUACGAUUCCCUGCUCCGGGAGUUCCAGGAGGAAAUGCUCAACACCUCCGGCCUGCUGGACCAGCUGAACCGCCAGUUCGGCUGGGUGUCCCGCCUGGCCAACCAUUCCAUGGGAUCCGACGGCUUCCUGCAGGUCACCACGGUGCUGUCCAAGGCUCCGAAUCCCGAGGAUCCCUCGUCGCCGCCGGACACGCAGGUGACCGUGCAGCUCUUCGACUCGGAGCCGCUGGCGCUGACCGUGCCCGGGGACAUCCCCUGGGACGACCCCCGCUUCAUGGAGAGCGUGGCGCAGCAGGCGCUGCAGCGCUUCAAGGAGAACGCCGUAGAGUAGCCAGGCAUUGCUGCCGCCCCUCCGGAUCCCCCUUCCCGGGGGGAAUUGGCACCAUGGCUGCCAGCCCUCCCCUCCUGACCCUUCCUGCUGCCAGGAGCCUGCGGGGCCCCAAACGGAAAAUAAAGGUAGAGUUGAACGCCCUG